AUGCCUUCUUUCUGGCCGCCAAAUCGCUCACUGCUUUCCUCUUUUCCAUCGCCAAACACUUUUUAUGCCCUCGAAGUUUGUUCGGCACGAAUACGGGCGAUUAUUUUGAAAGAGAGAGAUCAACCUCAAAAUUGUCUAUUGGAAGCAGGACCACUCUUAAAAUCUCUCCAUCUCUUUCUAUCUAUCUAUCUAUCUAUCUAUCUAUCUAUCUAUCUAUCUGUAUAUCUAUCUAUCUAUCUAUCAUCAUAUCUAUCUAUCUAUCUAUCUAUUUAUCUAAUUUCAUCUCUUCAUAUAUAUCUAUCUAUCUAUCUAAUUUCAGUCUCUUCAUAUCUAUCUAUAUAUAUAAUUUCAGUCUCUUCAUAUCUAUCUAUCUAUCUAAUUUCAGUCUCUUCAUAUAUAUCUAUCUAUCUAAUUUCAUCUCUUCAUAUCUAUCUAUCUAGCUAUCUAAUUUCAGUCUCUUCAUAUCUAUCUAUCUAUCUAUCUAUCUAUCUAAUUUCAUCGCUUCAUAUCUAUCUAUCUAUCUAUCUAUCUAAUUUCAUUCUCUUCAUAUCUAUCUAUCUAAUUUCAGUCUCUUCAUAUAUAUCUAUCUAUCUAAUUUCAUCUCUUCAUAUAUAUCUAUCUAUCUAUCUAAUUUCAGUCUCUUCAUAUCUAUCUAUAUAUAUAAUUUCAGUCUCUUCAUAUCUAUCAAUCUAUCUAUCUAAUUGCAGUCUCUUCAUAUAUAUCUAUCUAUCUAAUUUCAUCUCUUCAUAUAUAUCUAUCUAUGUAUCUAAUUUCAGUCGCUUCAUAUCUAUCUAUCUAUCUAUCUAUCUAUCUAUCUAUCUAUCUAUCUAUCUAUCUUUCAUUCUCUUCAUAUCUAUCUAUCUAAUUUCAGUCUCUUCACAUAUAUCUAUCUAUCUAAUUUCAUCUCUUCAUAUCUAUCUAUCUAUCUAUCUAUCUAUCUUUCUAAUUUCAGUCUCUUCAUAUCUAUCUAUAUAUAUAAUUUCAGUCUCUUCAUAUCUAUCUAUCUAUCUAUCUAAUUUCAGUCUCUUCAUAUAUAUCUAUCUAUCUAAUUUCAUCCCUUCAUAUCUAUCUAUCUAUCUAUCUAUCUUUCAUUCUCUUCAUAUCUAUCUAUCUAAUUUCAGUCUCUUCACAUAUAUCUAUCUAUCUAAUUUCAUCUCUUCAUAUCUAUCUAUCUAUCUAUCUAUCUAUCUAUCUAAUUUCAUCUCUUCAUAUCUAUCUAUCUAUCUAUCUAAUUUCAGUCUCUUCAUAUAUAUCUAUCUAUCUAAUUUCAUCUCUUCAUAUAUAUCUAUCUAUCUAUCUAAUUUCAGUCGCUUCAUAUCUAUCUAUCUAUCUAUCUAUCUAUCUUUCAUUCUCUUCAUAUCUAUCUAUCUAAUUUCAUCUCUUCAUAUAUAUCUAUCUAUAUAUCUAUCUAAUAUCAGUCUCUUCAUAUAUAUCUAUCUAAUUUCAGUCUCUUCAUAUAUAUCUAUCUAUCUAAUUUCAGUCUCUUCAUAUAUAUCUAUCUAUCUAAUUUCAGUCUCUUCAUAUCGAUCUAUCCAUCUAAUUCCAGUCUCUUCAUAUCUAUCUAUCUAUCUAUCUAUCUAUCUACCUAUCUAUCUAUCUAUCUAUCUAUCUAUCUAUCUAUCUAUCUAUCUAUCUAAACGGAACAAUAAUGACGCAUUAAAAAAAAAAAAGACCGCCAUAACGAUGCGGGUUUCCAAGUCGCGAUUUGUGAUACCGUCUCUUAUUCAUUCUUUUCUCUCUACCUCUGGACAUAUGUGCUCUUGGAUUCAUUUGUGCGCAUGCGUGCCUGCUCGUGUCUGCCCAAAUGAACGUUAG
Acanthosepion pharaonis is the source of this 1815-nucleotide messenger RNA. The record is from the annotation of a GenBank genome assembly. Lineage: Eukaryota; Metazoa; Mollusca; Cephalopoda; Sepiida; Sepiidae.